UCAAACAUUUCGGGGAAUCCCCUAUACUAAGCCAAAUACGUCAUAAUUCAGGCAGAAAGGGUAAACCAAACCAGGCACUGGAAAUUCCCUGCUAAAUUGGGAAAAUGUAGAAGCUUUUAGAUGUACGAUAUAUUUUAUCGCUAAAAUUGAUGCUACGAAGGCUGUAAUUAACAGCAUUUCAGUAAUCUAGUAAGUUGAUUGAGAUAUUAAAAAAAACAUCAAAAUAAAACAUGAAUAUUGGAUGUCGAGUAGUAAGGGGGCCAGAUUGGGCUUGGAAGGACCAGGAUGGUGGAGAGGGUCAUGUUGGAACUGUUGUGGAAACAAAAAAGCAAGCUUCUGAAGGAAGCAUUUGGAUCCAAUGGGAUAUGGGAGGAAAUAAUAAGUACCGAAAUGGACACAAGGAGAAAUUUGACUUGAGGGUUUAUGACACAGCUCCUGCAGGAGUGGUGCAUCCAACCAUAACCUGUGAUGCUUGUCAUGAGAAUGGUUUGUGUGGGAUCCGCUGGAAAUGCAAUGACUGCUAUAACUAUGAUCUAUGCAACAGCUGUUAUAUGGGGGACAAGCAUGAUCUUAAGCAUGUAUUCAAACGCUUUGAUUCAACAAACUCAGAUGGUGUUGUUGUGCCAUGUAGACUCGGGGCUGUGAAGUUAAAAGCUUAUGGAAUCUUCAAAGAUGCUAGUGUUGAGUGUGCAAAAAAUGCAGAUAUAAAAGAUGCCGUGGGCACAGGCAAAGUAACAAAAGUUGAAAAGAUGGGCAAUGCUGGCCGCAACGCUGUUGAAGUGAAAUGGGAAAAUGGGGAGGUGACUACUUGUAAAGUUGGUUUUGAGGGCAAAGUAGAGUUAAAGUGUGUGUCAGAAGCAGAGGGAGGUUCUUAUUAUAGAGACCAUCUUGCAUCAUCAAUUGGAGAUAUGCGGUCAAAGGCUGUUGCUGUUGCUGUACCUCAAACUGUUGAAGGUUUGAGACGAUUUAAGCCAGGAGACAAGAUUCGUGUCAAGAAUUUACCUGUUGCAGUAAUGGAAGUGGCACAAGACGGUCAUGGAGGAUGGAAUGAGGAAAUGGCCAAGUCGAUUGGUGUAGAAGGAAUUAUUCUAAAAACUGACCCUGACGGAGACUCGCAUGUCGCUGUUAGUGGUCAUAUGUGGUGUUUUAACUCUGACCUUCUAGAAUUGGUGCAGUCUGGCAACCCAGAUAAUGUUGGUGUAAGCCUACUGGCUGAUUUAUAUAAUGAGGCUUUUCGUGAAGCUAUCGGUGGAGAUGACCCAAAAGCCCUCACAGUAGCUGCAAAACAAGGAGACCUGCCCACUAUCAGGCAGUUAUUGGACAAGCAUGCUGAGUGGGUGAACCAUCAAUGCACACCAGGUGAACUGACAGCAUUGCAAAUUGCAGCUCAUGAGGGUCAUGUAGAGGUCGUUGACUACCUCGUUGGCAGGCAAGCUGAUCUCAACCUGAGAGAUAGUGAUGGUGACAGUGCUUUGCUGUGUGCUGCACAUGGAAACAAACCUGAAGUGAUCCGAUAUUUGUUGUCAUGUGGUGCUAAUCCAAAUCUUGUGAACAAUCGUUUGCAAACAGGAAUUUAUAUAGCAGCAGGGAAAGGUUACCAUGAGUGUGUAGCAGUGUUUCUGCUGGAACAAUUCCAAUGCAACCCUAAUAUGCAGGAUGCAGAUGGUGACACUCCACUACACAUGGCAAUCAACAAGGAUUAUGAGAAAACUCAAGAAUUGUUGAUCAAUUCACCAAAAAUUGACUUUACUAUCAGUAAUUUCAGAGGAUUCAAUGCUUUGCAUCACGCUGCUCUUAGAGGUAGUGCUAAAGCUGUUGAAAUGAUCGUGGAGCAGCCAGCUGGAAAACGUUUAGUGGAUCAGAAAAAGAAAGAUGGUUUCACAGCUCUCCAUGUUGCUGUGGUAAAUGACCACGUAGAAGUUGCCAAGGUUCUAAUAAAUAAGGGAGAAGCAAACUUGGAGGUGAAAAAUAACAGAGGAGCAACGCCAUUAAUGAGUGCUGUUGAGGAAUUCCACCAGACCUCUGUUGAGGUACUCGUAGAGUCGGGAGCGGAUGUUCAUACCACAGACAAUGAUGGCGAUACUUGCUUGCAUACAUUGAUGAUUAAACAAGCAAUCAAUGAUCUCCAAGGAAGUACCGAUGAUAGCACUGAUUUAGUUCGUUCGUUACUUGCUGCAGCUGGUAUAAAUGAUAAAAGACCUGCUCCAGAACCCAACUCUGCUGCUUGCAUUGCAGUGUAUUUGGUUGCCAAUGGAGCAAGCCUUGAGGUGAAGAAUAAAAAAGGGAAAACUCCGGCAGAUCUCAAUAAGAAUCCUCGUGUUGCAGAAAUAUUGAAUAUAUCAUCACAGCAAUGGAAACAAUCACAUGAGUAGUGGUCAUUUUAAAGGCACUGUAACAGAUAUUACCAUUGGUCGAAACUAGUCACCUGAUUAUCAGCCAUUGAAGAAGCAGUCAAUGGCUGAAGAAGUAUGGCACGACAACGUUGAAACAAAAGAUGGGGACAUUACUGAGGAGAAGUGUCUGGGACAUCGCCGGAUAGCAAGGGGUUGGUAAAUCACUGAGAAACAAUGUGUUGGAAUAGUUUUUAUUAAUGUUAUCCUUAUAAUUAUUAUAAUAAUAUUGUUUAAUGAUGAUUAAAAUAAUUGUGUAGAGUG
Anneissia japonica is the source of this 2654-nucleotide messenger RNA. Its product is annotated as E3 ubiquitin-protein ligase MIB2-like. The record is from RefSeq and is a predicted model, not a curated record. The coding region runs from base 231 to 2372 and encodes 713 amino acids. The transcript has 15 exons. Gene Ontology annotation, biological process: protein ubiquitination. Gene Ontology annotation, molecular function: ubiquitin-protein transferase activity; protein binding; zinc ion binding. Gene Ontology annotation, cellular component: cytoplasm. NCBI's taxonomy places the organism in Eukaryota, Metazoa, Echinodermata, Crinoidea, Comatulida, Comatulidae.